AUGAAUGAAACCAAUAGAAGAAUUGUUGCUGAGGGUACUGCUGUUGGUGAUACUGCCGUUGCUGUAGAUGAUGAUGAUGAUGAUGAUGAUGAUGAUGAUGGUUAUGAUGGUGAUGCUGUAUUGAUGUAUAUUUUUACGUAUACUGAAUUUGUGGAAGUGUAUGCAUAUACGUAUGAAGUCCACAAUGUAAACCUCAUCGUGCCAUCAAAUAAAAACCACUUGCAUACAGCCCUCGUUUGA
Messenger RNA from Enterobius vermicularis (human pinworm), 240 nucleotides. NCBI's taxonomy places the organism in Eukaryota, Metazoa, Nematoda, Chromadorea, Rhabditida, Oxyuridae. The record is from the annotation of a GenBank genome assembly.